Molecule: messenger RNA, 2364 nt
Organism: Candidula unifasciata
Lineage: Eukaryota; Metazoa; Mollusca; Gastropoda; Stylommatophora; Geomitridae
Source: the annotation of a GenBank genome assembly
AUGGCCGCCGCAGCAGCCGCAGCAUCGUAUCCUUAUUUAUUCUCCGCUGCCGCAGCACCUCAUCUGGCUGAGUACGCCAAUGGACACAGCAUCAGUCCUGCUGCAGCCGUUGCUCUCGUAUCCCAGCAGCACCCUUCCUUUUUCUCCGCCUUGCAUCUCAACUCCCACGUCAUGUCAUCGGUGUUACUAAAAGGGCUUGGGCGCAACCUGCCUUUGCUAAACUCUGACUUUAUGCCCCAUCCAGGAGACAUGUACGCCUCCGCUCUAAGGGGCGUGGGGAUGGGAGUUGGACCACCAGAAGCACAAGACGCUGAUGUGAAAGACGACCCAAAGGCAGAACGAAUCUUUCCCGCCUACAAAGUGCGCCUCUCGGGUCUGGACAAAAAGUCAAAGUACUUCCUGGUUCUGGACAUCAUGGCUGUUGAUGACUGCCGCUAUAAGUUCCACAACGGCAAGUGGACAGUGGCCGGCAAAGCUGACCCAGAGAUGCCCAGGCGAUGUUAUCAGUGGAUGCAGAAGGUGGUCAGUUUUCAUAAGCUGAAACUGACCAACAACAUUUCUGAUAAAAAUGGCUAUCAAAUCCUCAACUCCAUGCACAAGUACCAACCUCGCUUCCACAUUAUACGCACAUCCGACUACAUGAGACUGGCUGUGUCUCCCAGGACCACAGUCGUCUUCGAAGAGACGCAAUUUAUUGCUGUCACGGCCUACCAGAAUGAGCAGAUUACUAAGCUAAAGAUAGAUAACAAUCCCUUUGCCAAAGGUUUCCGUGAGAACGGCGGAGGUCGCAGCAAUAAAACAAAGAAACCACCGACAUCUAUGAUGGGCAGCUCCAGCUCAUCUGUCACUCACGACGACCACAUCUCAUCAAACAGUGAUGAGGAGGACGACGAGGACAACGUGGAGAUCUGUGUGGAUGACGACGAUCACCACUCCGUCAGUGGAUGUCCGAGUGAUGUGGAGGAGGCAGGUGCAUCUGCUGCUAAUGACGAUGACACUGAUGCUAUCUUGGAUGCAACGGCGCACGGAGCUCGUGGUGAGACUAAUCACCGCGGGGAAAGUAUUAUUCCUACCUCCCUGCAUGAUGACAGUGAAAAGGACACAAAACAUGAAGAAACUAAGUUGCUAUCGCAAGCGAAGCCAGAGAAACCGGUACUUAAACACAGCGCCGAGAGUUUGAUUGGCAAGACCACGCCCAAUCCACAUAGUAGCCCCGCCCAUCAAGUCGACUGUGAUUCUGUCCGUGUUAAAAGGGUUGAUGAGGAUGUGAAUAGUUUACAUAAAAACAAAAACUUGACAAGUAAGUGCAGACAAUAUGCGUUAGACAACGGCAAUCUACCUAUAACCCGUCAAGCUGGAGAUAGUAUUGACCAAAGAAAUCAACGAGGGGACAAGCGCCAAUCAUCGGAUGGCACAUUUUCUUACCACGCCCCUAACAAGGCUUUAAUUCACAAUUCUAGAGUACCAUUAUAUUCGCCCAACGGUUACCAUGCUGAUGCAGAAUCGGACACUCCGUCCAAAUACCACGGUGGUCAGUCUUCACACUCAGCUCGCCAUCAACAUCAUCAUCAUCACCCACUGCUGCAUCAGCAUCGUGAUGGGUCAUUUUCUCGACAAGAGGACAUCCUGAAGCAACAGUCGCACUAUCAUCAUUUAUUACGGACAGAAUCCGAGAAAAGAGACUUAUUUGAAAAAGAAAACAGAUUUCUCCAAGAACAGAAAUUGUUAUGUAAAGACUCCCGAAGUCCGCCGAACGUGACGGUUUGCCAACGGUCUCCAAUAGCCCACGCGUUGUUCCCCAUGUGUCACCCAAACCUGUUCGACGCCACCGCAUCGGCAUUUCACCACCCAGUGACAUCGCUGUAUAUCAACACGGUAACAUCCCAUUCUCACAUCGUCUCCCACAUCCCCUCGUCAACCAUAUCCUCGUUACCAUCGACCCCUCCUCUGUCAUCCUCUCCACCACACAGCUCCCCCAAUGGAUCAUCGACAGCGCCUUCGCUCCCCCAUCCCCAUGCCUCCCAAACGUUUCCAACGUCGCACCCAGCAGCAGUUGCCAGGGCACUGGCUGCCUCUGCACUCCCUCUCUCCUAUCACCUGGCAUUCUCCCCGAGGCACACAUCCAUUGGCCAGAUGUAUCAAACCCGAUCACCUCCCAGCAGAUACCAUCCUUACGCGCCAAAUCCAGUCAGCCCAGGGAUUCCCUCGUCUCCUGACGGUGGUCAUUCUGGAACCAGUACCCCAAGUCCAGCCAGUUCUCCAUUGCUCAUUAAAUCUCCGCCGGUCAUAACCAAACCCACCCCAAUUGCUCGGGAUAUCGGUCUUAAUCUGACCACCACAGACAAUAGGGUAGUGCCUGUCUAG